This is a messenger RNA of Rasamsonia emersonii CBS 393.64, 321 nucleotides long. RefSeq lists its product as uncharacterized. The annotation marks the transcript as partial. NCBI's taxonomy places the organism in Eukaryota, Fungi, Ascomycota, Eurotiomycetes, Eurotiales, Trichocomaceae. The record is from RefSeq and is a predicted model, not a curated record. The transcript has a single exon.
UAUACACACAGGUGGUUUGGACAUGAUUUGAUUGAGGGAAACCAGGAAAACAAGAAAGUACAUAGACAAAAACGCAAACGUAUGUACAGUACAUGUACAUCAUGUAGAUAUUACAACUGUCUCACCUAUAAUGCUGAGUAUCUCCCUGACGCAUCGUCCGUAACAGCCGCAGCAAUCAACCGACUCAUUUCCGCCGCCUGUACAACCUCAAUAGUCAGCUCAGCUUAUACUAAUUAUUGGUUGGAGACCUACGUUUGGAGCCAUCACCAUACUGAAGUGACUGCCCGGCGCUUUCGCCACAAAGAUCUUGCUCCCCGGUAG